Molecule: messenger RNA, 1050 nt
Organism: Peronospora belbahrii
Lineage: Eukaryota; Oomycota; Peronosporomycetes; Peronosporales; Peronosporaceae
Source: the annotation of a GenBank genome assembly
AUGCUAUCGCUGGGCAUUUACCUUCACCAAGUGCGCGCCGUCUCCGCAAUCCGUUCCUCUUUCAUCCUGUCACGUCAGCGUCAUACGUCUUAUGCUAUUCCACCCAUUCUGGCAGGCCAGGACGUGGUUGUAGCUGCAGAAACGGGUGGAGGUAAGACUUUAGCAUUUUUGCUGCCCGUGGUGGAGCAAUUGAGUCGGAACUUGCUGCCACUCAGCGAGAUGCGCCUUCCAAUUGCUCUCGUGCUCACUACAUCCCAGGAAUUGGUGCGUCAGUUGAUGACGGUGCUAACUCAGGUGGAACCAGAGCUUGCACAACUUGCAGUGAUCUUGUCGUCUUCUAGGCAAAGCAUAGGACACAGUGACAAGCGUGCGUGUCCGCUAGUGUUUGCCACUCCUGGAGCGCUGCUGCGUGCCACCAAACCAAAAGACUUCGCUUUCACUCAGAUGGUCGUCGUUGAUGAAGCCGACAUGCUGCUCAGUGGCGGAUUUGAGAAGGAUACCAAGCAAAUUCUUGCGACGAUCCGCAACCAACCUUUGUUGAAAUCUGAGCUUAAUCGUUGUGGAGAUACAGACGCAAAACCUCGAGAAUUUCGAGGUGAAGAUGUUGCUACGAAACAUACCCAGACCAUUUUUAGUGCUAUAUCCUCUUCACCUUGUACUAUGGUAAACGCUCUGUGCGCCACUACAUCGACUAUAAAUUUUCGUCGGCUGUAUUCGCCAUUACUAAGGGCUUUCACCGGACGUUGCCAGAGUGAUAUGGGCAAGUUGAAAAAGUCGGGAGGGGAAAAGACACUAGUCUUUACCAACUCCAUCGCCAGUGCCGACGCGCUUUUCGACUUUUUGCAAAAUGACAAGGGCAUGGUAAACUGUGCACUAUUUCACAAAGAGCGCGAGGCCUGGAUACUACCAAGGUCGUGCAGCGCGCCGAUUAAACAGUCGCAAUUUUCAUGCGCUGCAAGCCACCUUGGGGAACUCAAAUGUUUUCAGGCCAUGAUACAGUCGUGCAACCAGGACACAAUUCAGCAGGGAGAUCGUUCACAACAAUUCUGA